Messenger RNA from Stylophora pistillata, 3115 nucleotides. RefSeq lists its product as uncharacterized. NCBI's taxonomy places the organism in Eukaryota, Metazoa, Cnidaria, Anthozoa, Scleractinia, Pocilloporidae. The record is from RefSeq and is a predicted model, not a curated record.
AUAAGUGGAUUGAGUUUGUUGGUUCUCUACUCUGCUCCGAGAGGUUUUUCUCCGGGUACUCCGGGUAAUCCCAUACGCCUUUACGAGCUCUCGGCCAGAAAUGAGAGAAUCUGAAGACUUUUAAUCAUUUUAUGUUUUGUAAUUAAAUUUAUAUCAAUGUAAUAAGAGAUCUGGUUAAUUCAAAAUAAUUCGAAAUUUCGAGCGAACUUAAGUUUUUAAACAAAGAAAAACUGGUGCCUUACGAUAACCGUGAAAUGGCUUCGCAAGUAACAAAGGAUCGAGAAGGCCUACGUAGCUCUCCCAAAAAACUAUUGGAGAUCGUUCAUCGUGAGCCAAUAUUGUACUUUUUGAAGUUCCAUUCUUAUGAAGAUAUGAGAAAAGAUAAGUAUCAUCAAAAAUCAUUAAUUAAAUAUCACUCGAGCAAUCCUUGUUGUUGAGUGGUGAAAUAAUUUUUCCAAUUGCCUAAGAACAGUCAUAUCUAUCUGUUAAGGGGACAGGAUGUGCACCCACUGUGUCAAUUAAUUUGUUUAAUCCUCAAUCACAUUUUGUUGUCGGAAUUCGAUACCUUUCUUUUUUCUUUCUUUCCUUUCUAUGUCAAAGCUAGUAAUUAUACCGAAUGGCGGCGAAGACUCCCCUAAUCCGCUUCUGCAGGCAUCAAGCGAGCACAGCUAGAGACUCCGGACAUCUCCGAUAAUCAACCGAGUACAUCCGAAAACCUCCAGCGAAUAGACUUACCAUAGACUGUGAACUUUGCACACAUUACUAAAAGGAGAUCGGUAUGAACAUUACUCCUUAUUAUCGACCCAUGUGAUUUCUUCAGGAAGACACGUGGCUAUUUCCCUUAUCGACGCGUCAAAUAGACUUAUUUUUAUUUUUCGAGCGACUGUUUUUGUGUCGAGGAUCUUCUUUGUAACUCUAUCUAGAUCCAAAAAUGGCGGCGAGUAAAUGACAUUUUUCGGCUACCUAACUCAAUAUGUUAACAUUCCUUUGUAUUACAUGAGCUAUCAACCGUUGACCCUCAAUCAAUUCCGUCAAAACAACAGCAAGACAAGUAAAAUUAUCCUUCCCUUAUGGUCAUGGGUAAGAGCACCUUGUCUUAAAUUUCCAAGCGAGACCGCUCUUUGUUUGCACGGUUGGACAGCACGUCCUUUGGAUCGUUAAAGGCAACGCAUCUCGUUUCACGUCCGAAAAAAAAAACUGUCUCCAUGGCAAAGCCGUUUUACUAGGCUACGAGAACAAAGACCCUUCUAAAAAUUCGUCAUCAACUUGAAAACGAGACAGCGUGAAGUGCGAGGGCGGGAUCGACGCACUAUAUCAAUUGGUGGUAGACGACACAAAAGCAGGCUUUCGAAAAAGAAAGCGAAAAUAAUCGAUUACAUUAAACGUGUUGUUACGUUUACUGUAAAGCAGGCGACUGGAGUCAUUUUGAGGAGUAGCAAGGUCGCAAUUUGGUCUGCCCAAAGGGAUAGAAUCGGAAUUAUUGCCCUCUUUAGAAAGAAAUAGCUACACUCAGUUGAACAGAUACUAUGGACGACUUAACGUUAAUUUAUAUCUCCUUGUUCGAGGUCAACUAGUCGUGACCAAAUAUUCUGGAUAGAUCGUAGCCUAACGGUUUUGGUUUAUUUUAAACAUUCUUGAUUAUUUUCGAAAAGCGGAUUUGGUACGGGAAGCGGUUCCACAGCUCAUAGUCAGCCAAAAAAACACGGCGUGUGCUAAAUUAGAAGCAGACGCAGACAUGGAUGAACCAGAAGAGCUAACAGGUAUUAGCCCUCCGCAAUCCACAGAUGCCAAUGUAGAGCAAUGCGGUAGAAAACUGUCUUUGAAAGAUAUAAGGCGAUACGAAAAGAAAACACUACUGUGUCCGGGGGGAUGUGGAUAUGAUCUGGAUUUAACCGAUAUCCCGACGCACGAUUGCAUCAGAGAUUUGAGGCAGAAACUUGAGAGCGCUGAGAGGAAGCUUAGCGACAAAGAGGACGAAGCGAAAGAAACAGGCGAGAUGGAAAAUACUUACAGAGAGCAGCUUGCAUUGCAAGAUUGUAAAAUCGCUCAAAUGUCCACCGAAAUCAAAGAGUUGUUGUUGGAAAGAUCACGCCGGGAUGAGAUAUUCAACAACAAGGAAACGUUUUACAAGGAGCAGAUUACGGCGCUGAUGGACCAAGUGGCAAAGCUGGAGAGGAAACUUCAAUUACGAAGGCCUUCCAACCAAGAGGACGAGUCACUCAAUGAGACCAACGGUGCUAAAGAAUGGGCAUACAGAUACGACAAGCUACUGGCGGAGAAGAUCACUUUAGAAACUCUCUUUCAGAGGCGGGAGCGCGAAUCUCAACGCGAAAUUUACGCGCUAAAAGAGGAAGCAACGAUGCUGCGCGAAAGCCUCCAUCUCGAGCGCGAAAUGUUAUCGCUGGAGCACGACCACGUUACCUUCAACAAGUUAGCAGUUUUAACAGAUCAGUUGGAGUCUCUAGUACAACACAAGCAGCAUCGAGGACGCCACAAGAACAGCCACAAGGCUAAGGACUUAGGCAACGAAACACUGAAUGGGAGAAUUCGUAAACGUGUACCAAACUCCGUUGGAAGCUCGAAUUCUGAUACAGUUGACGAAGAGGACAUGGAGGUCGUCAGCAACUAAAAUAAUACGCAUCAGACUGAUCUUUUUGUGUCGUUGCCAACAACAUCAGUCUUAAAAGGUACAUGAGUGAUAUUUGCCAUAUUUUUAGACUUGGACGUCAGAAGGGCAAAGGAAGCAAUUGACACCACAAGUGUCAACCUUGAAGAUGCGCUUGCUGCGAUAUUUUUGUAUGUUUAACGCUUCCAUUCUCUCGGAUCUCUUUUGCAACAGAAUAAAUGUUGAGACGCUGGGAUAAUAGCGAAAGUAUCACACUCACAUGUUCCCCAGCGUACAAUAUAAACAAUGUGAACGAGAAUGAAAUGAAAUGUGUUUUCAUUUGAUGCUCUAUUUUAUUAUGUGACGAUUGUUGUGAUAAUAACUAAAAAAAUCUCGAAGUACAUCUGUAGAUUCUCGGAUCAACACAGCUUUAGUUGAAUUUACGACGCUGUAGAUGGUGAAUAAGCUUAGUGUUAAAUAAAUAUCAAAUGCUUAUUGUUGAUAGAAUAA